Messenger RNA from Meloidogyne enterolobii, 1004 nucleotides. The record is from the annotation of a GenBank genome assembly. Lineage: Eukaryota; Metazoa; Nematoda; Chromadorea; Rhabditida; Meloidogynidae.
AAUUUAAAAUUUAUUUUUUUGAAGAUUCGUCUGAUAGUUGAUGAUAUUUUUGAUCAGAAAGUUUUACAAUUCACUCCACGAUUAAAAUGGCUAGGAAAUUCUUUCUUUUUUGUUGGUGGUAUGCCUCAAACUUUGAGGCACUUAAUGCCGACAGAGCAUUUAUUACCUUUUCGUGGAUGCCUAAAAAAGAUAUUCUUUCAAUCGGGUCCUGUUGAACUAAAUUUAAUUCAAUUGGCAGAUCAAGGAUUUGGACAAUCUAAUGUCCAAACUUUUGGUGACCUUACAUUCUCUUGUAUGCCAAGUGCUCAAAAUGCUCCUUUGGUUUUCUCUUUUAAUAAUGGAAAUAAUUAUACUAAAUUACCUCCAUGGCGCUCUCCAUCCCGUGGAACUUUAGCCUUCCAGUUUCGAACAUUAGCCCCUGAUGGAUUACUUUUAUAUCAUGGAAUGGCACAAUGCAGGAACUUUACAAUUUGUGAUUAUUUGGCUUUUGAAUUAAUAGAUGGACAUUUGUUUAUGAUAGUAAAUCUCGGAUCUGGUGAUAUUCGACUACAGGCCUCUGCUAAAUCCCUGAACGAUGGCCUAUGGCAUAGCGUUGUUAUGGAAAGGGGUGGACGCAAAGAUGAACCAAUAUUCCUUGGAGCUGUUCCAUGGCCUGACGUGUUUUCUUUUAAUCAAGAAAAUGAAAAUAAUCUUCAAGUUGAAGCAGUAACAGUCAUUGAGAUGGAAGAACCUGCUGAAAUGAAAAGAAAUUUUCCUUCAUCCGUAAUUAAUUUUAUAUAUACUCCCUAAUUGAGCGGUAUUGGCUAAGGUUUUCACUUGCUUUAAAAUUGGCUCAAGCGAUGGGUAUGGUCCCGGGAGCUAGUCAAGAUCCGGUAGCGGCUGGAGUUGAGACCAUGAAAUAUCCGGGGAAAGAUCCAGGAUUAAAAAUGUCGGGUGUUACAAAAUAUUUAGCUCUAUUAUAGUAAGUGCCGUUCUAGUUGAGAUAAGUAGGUUUAUCAUACUUG